CUCCAAUCUCCGAGACCAGUCAUUUUUGCUCCUUCACCGAUCUUCUUCCCACACUCCUUUGGCCGCCCGCCCGUCCUUGAAUCCCUCUCACCCACCCACCCCCCGAUUCUUUUUUUCCCUCGAAUUUCCCUCGAUCGUGUGCGCGCGCGGUGGGCCUCUGAGACACAACUCACAUUCUCACUGAUGGGGCCAUCCUCGUUGUAGCGAACGCCUCUGAGUCCGCGAUUCACCCAUAUAUCACUUCGCCUCCCUCCCUCCUACCUACCUCCCCGACGAUCAGCACCGUCCCAGUAUGGGUGUUUCCCCGGCCGGCAAUCAUCAUCGACGGCGGAGCUCAGUGUUGGCUGCAGGUUCCCAUUCGGCGGCUUUUGAUCCAAGGGACGACAUUGCAAGGGUGACCGGGGACGGAGUCGCUUCGAAAAGAGAGGAGAAGAAGUCCUCACCGGCUGAGGACGCAGACGAGUCGGACCUGUCCUCCAUUGCGGAAAGCAGCGAAAUGGAUUACACGAGCUCGGAUGAAGACAUCCACGAUGAUGAGGAGACCGGCCUGACUGCGAGGCAGAGACGUCAGCGACGGCGUAGAAGACAGCAGCGCAGGCAGUUGGAUGCCCGCAUAGCCGAUGUCAAGGCCUCGAAACAGGACUGGCUGCCACUGGGAAUGGGCGAUCGGGACAUCCUCCAAAAGCUUCUAGUCAACGGUGGCUUAAUCCUCAUGUGGUACUUUUUCUCGCUGUCGAUUUCAAUUUACAACAAGUGGAUGUUUUCAGACAAUAACGUCGUGUUUCCGUUCCCUCUCUUCACCACCAGCCUGCAUAUGGCUGUUCAGUUCACACUCUCUUCCCUUCUGCUCUACUUGAUACCAUCGUUGCGCCCGCAGCACCCUCACACCUCCACGCCAUCCGGUUCGCCCGUCCGAGGUCAUGAUAACUCGGAGAAAGGGCCGAUCCUCACCAAAUUCUUCUACUUUACUCGUCUGGUUCCCUGCGGUGCAGCAACCUCCCUCGACAUUGGUCUUGGAAAUAUGUCCUUGAAGUUCAUCUCCCUCACUUUUCUUACCAUGUGCAAAUCGUCCGCCCUCGCCUUUGUUCUUCUGUUUGCCUUCCUCUUCCGCCUCGAGACUCCCUCAGUUAGAUUGAUAAUCAUUAUCGCCACAAUGACUGUAGGUGUUGUCAUGAUGGUCGCUGGCGAGACCGCUUUCAAUGUAGUCGGGUUCGUCCUGGUCAUUGCAUCCGCGUUCUUCUCGGGUUUCCGAUGGGGUCUGACCCAGAUCCUCCUCCUCCGCCACCCAGCGACGGCCAAUCCCUUCUCUACUCUAUUUUUCCUUACCCCCGUCAUGUUUGUGUCUCUUAUUAUCAUUGCGCUGGCCGUGGAGGGACCCUCCGAGAUCGCUGCGGGAUUCCAUGCGUUGGCCGAGGCUCGCGGUAGCCUGUUCGGGAUGGGCCUGUUGAUCUUCCCCGGCCUUCUCGCUUUCUGUAUGAUUUCGUCCGAAUUCGCGCUCCUCAAGCGCUCCUCGGUGGUAACCUUGAGCAUCUGCGGUAUCUUCAAGGAAGUGGUCACCAUCAGUGCAGCGGGGGUGAUUUUCCACGACCAGCUCACCUUCAUCAACAUCACUGGCUUGUUUGUGACCAUCGCCAGCAUUGGUACAUAUAACUACAUGAAGAUUGCGAAGAUGCGUGCGGAAGCUCGGAAGGGAUCUUGGACGCGCAGUCCGAACCUUGACUCCGAGGCCGACGACUCGGAUCCCACGGGCGAGCGCGGCGAAUAUCAGCGGAUCCGCCACCCUGAGGCAGGCAUGCGAUACUCGCCGGACGACCUGGACGACGAUGAGAAUGUCAACAUCACGCCCGCCGACAACCUGAACCCCGGCCGCCGCUCCUUCCGCGUCCGUGCCAGCGGCGCCAGCAGCAAUGUGCAUGGGCUGAGCAUCAACACCUCGAACCUCAGCGACCACGAUCGGUCGCUUUCCCCGCGGGUCGCCGGUCCCUCCCCGUUGAAAUCUGCACCGCCGGUCAUCACUUCGCUUGAGGCGGAGCUUCACAAGUCGGAUCGGCGGCAAAGCUUCGGGGGCGCUGUGCAACCAUCCCCGGAUAGGCUCUCCCAUGGGGAGGGGCGAUCCGCCCACUGAAGACCAACCCUGGCGGCUGAGUUCUUCUC
Messenger RNA from Aspergillus brunneoviolaceus CBS 621.78, 2154 nucleotides. Its product is annotated as putative nucleotide-sugar transporter. The record is from RefSeq and is a predicted model, not a curated record. Gene Ontology annotation, molecular function: antiporter activity. Gene Ontology annotation, cellular component: cis-Golgi network; endoplasmic reticulum-Golgi intermediate compartment; Golgi apparatus. Gene Ontology annotation, biological process: UDP-glucose transmembrane transport. The transcript has 2 exons. NCBI's taxonomy places the organism in Eukaryota, Fungi, Ascomycota, Eurotiomycetes, Eurotiales, Aspergillaceae. Bases 293 to 2125 code for a protein of 610 amino acids.